CUUGAAUGCAUCAUCUCAACGCGCAGGUUUCUACCGGAAGUGACGACACACGUUUGAUCGCGUCUUCUUCGUCGUGUGGUAGCAGCCUCCAGAGCCAUCGAAGAUGACUACAGCUGCAAGACCAACAUUUGAGCCGGCAAGAGGAGGGAGGGGUAAAGGAGAAGGGGAUUUGAGUGCCCUGUCCAAGCAGUACUCCAGUCGAGAUCUUCCGGGUCACACAAAGAUCAAGUACAGGCAACCUACCCAGGAUGCCCCAGAGGAGGUGCGUGCCCGUGACUUCCGCAGGGAGCUGGAGGAGAGGGAGCGUGUAGCUGUACGGGACAAGACCAGAGAAAGGGGACCAAGAGAGCACACCACAUCAUCUUCAUCUUCAUCAUCAUCUUCAAAGAGGCCCAGACUGGAUCAGAUCCCAGCAGCCAACCUUGAUGCUGACGACCCUCUCACUGAUGAUGAUGAGGAUGAGGACUCUGAGGAAGACAGUGAUGACGAUGACACUGCAGCUCUUCUGGCAGAACUGGAGAAGAUCAAGAAGGAGCGGGCUGAAGAGCAAGAACGCAAAGAGCGGGAGCAAAAAGCGGAGGAGGAGAGAAUUCGCAUGGAAAAUAUCUUGAGUGGCAAUCCGUUGAUUAAUUUGGCAGGACAACAACAGCAACAACAGAUGAACCCGACUCCGAAUACAUUCAGGGUCAAGAGAAGGUGGGAUGAUGAUGUUGUGUUCAAGAACUGCGCCAAAGGAGUGGACGAGGCACGGAAGGAGAAACGCUUUGUAAAUGACACACUGCGCUCUGAGUUCCACAAGAAAUUUAUGGAGAAAUAUGUAAAGUAAAGGACUUUGUGUGUCUUAAUUUUAUUGUUUUUUUUUGUUUUUUUUUCUUCAUUUCUCUGGUCUCCGCCUUCUUGUUGCCCUCUGUCUCAUGAAUGAUAGUUGGCAUUCAAAUAUGUCCUGUAUUCAAAUGCAAUGGUAUUUGUACAGUCAACACGUAAAAUGUAUAUAAAUGAUUUAGUCAGUUGCAUCCUUUGAAUAAAGCUUGUGAAAAGUUGAAUGAAA
Molecule: messenger RNA, 1048 nt
Organism: Dicentrarchus labrax (European seabass)
Lineage: Eukaryota; Metazoa; Chordata; Actinopteri; Moronidae
Gene: cwc15
Product: CWC15 spliceosome associated protein homolog
Exons: 7
Coding region: 104-826 (240 amino acids)
Biological process (GO): mRNA cis splicing, via spliceosome
Cellular component (GO): catalytic step 2 spliceosome
Molecular function (GO): RNA binding
Source: RefSeq, a predicted model, not a curated record